GGUUACACGAAGCUUUGCUGUUAUUAAUUCAUAGAACAGAAUAAACUAAAACGUGAACCUUUUUUUUUUGUAAUCGACUUUAGAGUUUAGAGUUUGGGAGUAUUUGUUCUUACUGGUCACCGGCUGCUCCUAGCUUAAGUAUAUGACAUAAUGAUUGGGCCCACUACCAAAUGCAUACGGGUUACUCUUACCCGCGUAGUGGCGUCUGGGAAAUUGAGUCAACAUUCUAAAUAAUUCAAGCCCUCAUUCCCUUCUCCUGCACAGCUAACAAGAUGCCGGCCGUACAUCACAAACUGCUCCUUGAAGAGGCUUUACAGGACAGUCCUCAGACUCGCUCUUUGCUCAGUGUGUUUGAGGAAGAUGUGGGGAUGCUUACAGACUACACAAACCAGCUGCUACAGUCAAUGCAGCGGGUGUUUGGAGCCCAGAGUGAGAUGGGACUGGCCACAGAGCAGCUCUCAAAGCAGCUUCUGGAAUAUGAGAAGAAAAAUUUUGCCCAUGGAAAAGGUGAUGAAGAGGUAAUCACCACGCUGCAGAACUUCGCCAAAACUGUAGUGGAGCUGAAUGCGCUCCACUCCGAGCUAGCUAACCAGAUGGCUGACAGCAUGGUCUUCCCCUUGAUCCAGUUCCGGGAGAAAGACCUCACAGAGAUAAGCACACUGAAGGAAAUAUUUGCCAUUGGCACCGAUGAGCAUGAGGCAGCUAUGGUCAAGUACAGUCGAUUGCCCAAGAAGAAGGAAAAUGAGAAGUUGAAGGCAGACUUGGUGAAGGAGGUGGCUUACACCAGAAGAAAGCAGCACCAGUCCUCACUGCAAUAUUAUUGUGCCCUCAAUGCCCUGCAGUAUCGCAAGAGAGUAGCUAUGCUCGAACCAAUGCUAGGCUACACUCAGGCACAGAUCAGCUUCUUCAAGAAAGGCUUUGAGCUGGUGUCGAAGAAGAUGGACAGUUUUAUCUCUUCUGUUUCCAACAUGACACAAAGCAUCCAGGCCCAGCUGGACUUAGAGGCGGAGGCCAUGCGAGUAUCCCAGAGGGAGCUUCUGUCUGUGGAAGAUACUGUCUACAUGCCAGAUAAGGACACUGAGCCUGUCAAUCGCACACUUAUCCAGAAGGCAGGCUACCUCAACAUUAGGAAUAAAACAGGCCUAGUGACCACAGCCUGGGAUCGACUAUAUUUCUUCACCCAGGGAGGGAACCUCAUGUGCCAACCACGGGGGGCGGUAGCAGGGGGCAUGGUGCUGGACCUGGAUAACAGCUCUGUCAUGGCUGUGGAUUGUGAGGACAGACGCUACUGUUUUCAGAUAACCUCCCCUUCAGGAAAGACGUCAAUGAUUCUACAAGCGGAGAGUAAAAAGGAGUAUGAAGAAUGGAUUUGCACUGUGAACAACAUCUCCAGACAGAUCUACCUGACUGACAACCCAGAGGCUGUGGCUAUCCGGCUGAACCAAACCGCCAUCCAGGCAGUGACUCCCAUCACCAGCUUUGAGAAGAGACAAGAAGGCUCACCCAACCCUGACAGAGCUAAGCCAGGAGGUGUUCACACUACCAGCAGUGGCUCUCAGAAAACAGGAGUUGCCCCAGAACCAGAGGACCUGAUAGCCCCAGGGACACCCAUUCAGUUUGACAUCAUGCUGCCUGCGUCUGAGUUUCAGGACCAGAACAGAGCUGGGGGGAGACGCACAAAUCCAUUUGGAGAAACAGACGAUGACUGUUCGACAGAGACUGAUGACUCUCUCCUUCAGCAGGUAUUUGCUGUGCGCUUCCUGGGCUCUAUGGCGGUUCGCUGUGGCGACAAUCAGGAGGUGAUCUAUGAGGCCAUGAGGCAGGUGCUGGCUGCCCGUGCCAUCCACAACAUCUUCAAGACCACAGAGGCCCACCUCAUGGUCACUAGCAGUAGUCUCAGGUUGAUAGACCCACAGACUCAAGUUACAAGAAUAAGUUUCCAGCUUGGAGAAGUGUGUCAGUUUGCAGCCCACCAAGAGAAUGGGAGGCUGAUGGGAUUUGUAGUUGAAGGCCGAGACUGGAGUGACGGAGAUGAGGAGGGAGCGCCCUCGUUCAGCGCCUUCGUCUUUGAGAGCAACACAGAGGGCGAAAAGAUAUGCUACACCAUAAACCUGGCAAAGGAGAUUACAGAAGCCAAGAAGGAUCCAGAAGCCCUGGCCCAGCUAAUGAAGAACAUGCCUCUGACCAAUGACGGCAAGUUCCUGCUCCUUGAGCCUGAGACGGGCGAUACGACCAACGGAGCAGGACAAGAAGAUCUGGAGUCGGAGGCCUAAUUCCACUUGGAUCCAAAAGAAGAAAAAAGACGAGCCAACCAAAACCAGGACCGCAGUCCUACUUUUGCGCAGGAGGUCUCAUCUUAACCCCUAACCCCAACUCCGGUACUGUAACAUCAAUAUUAGAUAGUUCACAUCCACUGACCCACAGUAACUACAUCUUUAUCUCUUUUGCUGUGCUACAAACUGAAGACGUUGACAGGAGGUUGACCAUACACACACACACACACACACACGAAAAAAAAAAGGGGGGGGGUGUGUCAUUGGAUUUGGAGUUUGUCUUUGCACCACUAUCUGUGGUACGCACAUCAAAAAGGGACACUACGCAGAUACCGGGUGCGUGUCAUUGUCUUCUAAAAUCCCGAGCCGUUUAACAGAGUGGUGACUCUCUCUCUUUCAGUUUAGGUUUACAUUUAUUUUAGGUUUACAUAGUUUGAUGUGUUUUGUGUUUGGAGGAUUUAAACCUUUUACCUUAUUUUGCUCGUUAACUCGUAUGUAAGGCUGGUACGCAUUUAUUCCUUGAUUAUUUAUGAAAAAAAACAUUAUUGCACUUUGAGGUUUAUUUUGGUAAAACACCAUCAAAUUAGCACAGAAUGCACUAAAUUGAUCAGUUAGUAGGAAACUUUUAAGAUGGUGAAGGAUAGUUGAAAUAAAAUUGCUUCCUUUUAUGCUUAGAGCAGUGAUUCUUGCCUAGUUUAUUACUUUUAUCCCUUGAGCAUCGUAAUGUGCGUCUCAAAGCAGGGAACGCACUUGGCACAAGUGAUUCAGCAAAACAUUUUUCUUCUUUCGGCACUCUUGCCACCAUGAAGUUACAACUUGGCAUCCUGGCUAUCUUAAGCCUUCCCACAAAACUGAAUUACUUUUAUGCUCGACAUUUUCCUCGGCUACCUAUGUAAACAAGAUGAUUUGUAUGUCAGUUCUUCAGUGAGAAGCCCAGAAACUACUUCACGCUCCUUUUCCCUGAAAGCCCAUGUAAAUAUGAUCCGUCUAUGUAUGUUUAACCAGAGUCAAUAUGCUAGGAUCUAUUGCAGUGCAUGAUUAAAUAAUGGCAUUCAAUCUAGUUCCCUUUGCAGAAGAUGAAAGCUUAUACUAUGAGCACUGAGCUGUAACACUAAAAGAAAAUCAACUGAACUGUCACACUGACGCAUGUAGACAGAUCACAGUGAACUCAUGAAAAACCAAUUUGCCCUUCUUUACAUAUGAAUGCUGAUCAGAGCAGAACAACUAACGGGGAAAGAAAUGUGUGAAAUUCGUCGUCCCCUCUCGUUGCCGGUGCAGUUUUGUUCAGUCUCGACCCGACUGAGCUGCGGCACAAAUCUCGAUGGACAUUGGCAGCCCGUGCAGUGUCAGUGUGUGGCCUGUUUAGUACAGAGGAGGUGAAAGAAACCGGCUAGAAGUUGAACUUGAAAGUUUGUUUUCCACAAGCAGAAACAUGUUGCACAAAGGACACAGUGGCUAUUUCAUUUAGACCUCUGAGCUGUGCUAACAAAAUUGUUUGACUCAUUACCUACACAUUGGAAUUACAAGUGAGCGAAUUACUUGAUUUGUAAAAUAGUUUCUUUCUUAGAAGUUUUAAUUAAAAAAAAAGAACAUCCUGGCUCUAUUAGUUCUUAAGCUCACUAAUUGAUAAGGUAGAGCUUGUUUGUGUGCAAAAAAAUGAACGCCCACUCACAGAUGGCUAUUGACAGAGUAAUGCUGCGUUUCAUUCAGAUCAGAAAUCUCUAAAUUGAACAUUUUUAAACUCAGCUGGAAACGUUCCACGUUGAUGUCAAACGUAAACACUCAGCAGGAGACACUCAGCAGGAGACACUCAGCGUCUUACAGCAGGCAGCAGCUGAAUAUUCAUGUCAGCAGAGCUUCACAGCAUAAAUCGGAGAAAAGGAAGCCAUAAAAGUCUGUUACAUAUACUAUAUAUAGACCAAUAUCCUUUCGAGUUCCAGUACAUGUUUAAGAUGACAUUUACUAACCCAAGUAACGGUCAUGUGUUGUGACAGAAGUCAGUACCUGCUUCUUGAUGAAAUCAAGGUGCAGGAAAUUUGCUUGAGCUUCCCAGUUUCUGAGCUCUUUUUCCGAGUAUUAGGUUGAAAAUUUGAGCUGCAGUUUGUCAGGGUAUUAUCCAUUAUGCUAUACUAUUUCAUAAUUAUGAAAUCCCAUCAUAAUCUAAGCACCUCUAAAUCAAAGUGGGCUGCAACAAACAGAAAUGUAUCUUACACUGGGUUAAAUAUAUCAGCUAAAUGUUCACACACAGCAGCUGCCUAGAGGAUUGCACGCUCGCAGUGACUGGGAGAGCUAAUUGAUUAGAUGGUGUGGAUGUUUAUGGCGUUUAUUGAUUCAGGCAGUAAACACAUAAUGAGGAUUACAGAUCACCUGUCAGAAGUCUGCAGUAGUCAGAAGCGCAUUUAAGCUCACUUAGAGCGAAGAGUGAGUCUCACACUUCGAAGGGAACAACUGCUGUCUGGGCAACAUGUUAGAAGUAACUUUUUUUUUUUUGUGGAAAUGGCUGAGUUCCCAGCGUUGACUCAUGAACUUGUGGCGUUGCUUGUUGCCAGAAGAAUACACACGUAAACAGUGACUCUAUUCCAGGAAACCAAGUUCAUUUCCCUAAAUGUCAACCUCAUCACCUGAUUGGACAUUGCAAAUUUGAUGCUGUAUAGAUCAAGCACUCUUAAAUCCUCUUAGUGUAUAGGUGGCUGCUGCUGUAGCCCAGUACAGUCAUUUCAGCUGCGCUGCAUAGUCUUGACAUGUUUUCUCAUAAGUAAUGCACUGUCAGUAAAAAUAAGUGUUCUGAAAGUGUUAAAUACAUUUCUGUAAUAUAGCAAGAACUCCAUUUUCUUUCCAUUUUUUCUGUCUUUUUGUAAAAGGCUGAAGAUGCCAGAAUUCACACCCCAUAAGGCUUUGCACUUAAUUUGUCCUAAUUUUCUAAAACCAUGUAAACAUGCAUCCUUUAAUAAACAUGAGUCAUUUCUUACUUGUGUAAA
Messenger RNA from Archocentrus centrarchus (flier cichlid), 5251 nucleotides. RefSeq names its product adaptor protein, phosphotyrosine interaction, PH domain and leucine zipper containing 2 (gene appl2). The transcript has 21 exons. Gene Ontology annotation, biological process: signaling. Lineage: Eukaryota; Metazoa; Chordata; Actinopteri; Cichliformes; Cichlidae. Bases 273 to 2273 code for a protein of 666 amino acids. Gene Ontology annotation, molecular function: protein binding. Gene Ontology annotation, cellular component: cytoplasm; endosome membrane. The record is from RefSeq and is a predicted model, not a curated record.